Sesamum indicum (sesame) is the source of this 1603-nucleotide messenger RNA. Its product is annotated as hydroxyproline O-galactosyltransferase HPGT3. The record is from RefSeq and is a predicted model, not a curated record. Gene Ontology annotation, molecular function: galactosyltransferase activity. Lineage: Eukaryota; Viridiplantae; Streptophyta; Magnoliopsida; Lamiales; Pedaliaceae. Gene Ontology annotation, cellular component: Golgi membrane.
UCUCUUUCCUUUUUCCCUCCCCUCCCCACUCCCCACUCCCCUGACUUAAUACCUUUCUCUCUCUCUUAAUUCUUUUUUCUUUCUGUGCCAUUCCAAAUCCAAUAAAACAUCACAAAAAUUCAAAAAACAAAUAUGGAUAGCAGCAGCAGCCUCCCUGUGACUACGGCUUCGUCUUCCAAAUCCGACAGGCGAUCCAAAUCCAAGAAUCUUCACAACACCUCCAAAUCUUCUGUUAUAAUGGCGUUUCUUUCUUGCCUUGCCUGGCUUUACAUUGCCGGCAGGUUGUGGCAAGAUGCAGAGAACCGAAUGUUACUGGCUAAUUUGUUGAAGAAAAAUUCUGGUCAGCGACCUAAAGUGCUUACAGUGGAAGACAAACUAAUGGUCCUUGGAUGCAAGGAUCUUGAGAGGAGAAUUGUUGAAGCUGAGAUGGAACUGACAUUGGCAAAGAGUCAAGGUUAUCUUAGAAAGCAGCCGCAGGAAAGUGGGACUUCUUCUGGUAAAAAAUUGCUGGCUGUUAUUGGGGUUUAUACUGGUUUUGGGGGUCGGUUGCGACGCAAUAUCAUCAGAGGAUCUUGGAUGUCAAAAGCUGAUGUUUUAGCAAAACUUGAAGAAAGAGGGAUUGUUGUACGAUUUGUGAUUGGACGGAGUGCCAACCGCGGUGACAGCUUGGACCGCUAUAUUGAUGAGGAAAAUCAUGCAAUGAAGGAUUUCUUGAUUCUUGAUCAGCAUGAGGAGGAUCAAGAGGAAUUGCCCAAGAAAGCAAAAUUCUUCUUUAGCACUGCAGUCCAGAUGUGGGAUGCAGAUUUUUAUGUUAAAGUCGACGACAACAUUGAUCUGCAAUUGGAUGGAUUGAUCGAACUUCUCCAAAGCCGACAAGGUCAAGAUAGUGCUUAUAUUGGUUGCAUGAAGUCUGGAGAAGUAGUAACUGAAGAGGGAAGACCAUGGUAUGAGCCAGAAUGGUGGAAAUUUGGUGAUCAGAAAUCGUACUUCCGGCAUGCAGCUGGUUCUAUCUUUGUUCUUUCAAGAAAUUUGGCUCGGUAUAUAAAUAUCAACAGUGCAUCUUUGAAGGCUUAUGCUCAUGAUGAUACCUCUGUUGGAUCAUGGAUGAUGGGUCUUCAAGCAACCUACAUAGACGAUAGUCGUUUGUGCUGUACUUACUCAGGACAAGACAAGGUUUGUUCAUUGGCCUGAGAAGGAUGACUGUCUUAAGUGUGCAGCUGUGGCGGUAACAAGCGAGACCAUUCUUUACUAUUGUGAGAUUUUUCAACAGCUAAUGUAGAUAAGGGGCCCGACUGUUAAGAGGGUUCUUGGGCUGUUGGUUGGACCAUUCUUUACAUUGCAAGAUCUGACGUACAAUUCAUACAGGAUCAGUAGGCAUCUAUAGAGAUGAGAAUUAGGUGGAUUGUUGUGAUGCGGGCCGGGCACUUGCUCAAUCCGGCAUAAAUAUUUGUUCUUUGUUUAUUGUUACAGGUAUACAGGAUCUAAACACACUACACCCGAUCUGUAAAAUGUGCAUUUUACUAGUUGAAAGUGUGACUUAAGAAACUUAUAACCAAAAACUGAGUGAUUUUCUCUUAAUGAAUCAUUUCUGGGUUUGGUUGUA